CAUAUUUUGAUUUAGUAUAGAAUUCCUCACCAUUCCCUUUGACCCAGUCUCUUCUCUCAGCGAUUGCUUGCUUCUUCUUCUACUCCUCAUCCAACUUCCAGCUUUCCUUUUAAGAGAACUAUAAUUCUCUGCGACGAUUUGGAUUCUUCCAUGAAGUGAAAUGAAAGAGAGGACCAGAUGUUCAUCAUCUUGACUUAGGGAAGAUGAGCAGUGGAUUGCCAGCCUUAAGUUAUGGGAACAAAGCAUGGCACUUCUAGAUCGGCCAACGACUGCUGUAACGUAGCGCGUGGUCGUCGGAUCGAUGGACGGAUUUCACAAACAUUGCGGCAAGGAUCGCGUGAGGAACACGAUGAUGAAGCAGGAAGAGGUCUUCAGGUUCCAGGUACACGAGCUUCAUCGCCUGUACAGAGUACAGAGGACGCUGAUGGCUGAGCUUGAAAGAAGCAGCAAAAUGAAGCGCCAAUUCGACAGGAAUCCAAACGCGAGAGCAUCCGAUUCCGCCCUAAAUUUCACAGAGUGGAUCAGUUUAGCGAGCUCAGAAGCGUGUGACACGCCAUUGACAGAGCACACGCGCAGAGUCGUCGAUAUCAAGCGACCUGAUGACGAAGAAGCAUGGAGCGUUCAGGAUCGAAAUCUCUUGCUCGGGAAGAGCAAGGCCAAGUGCCCGCAGCCGCCGUGGCCGGAGGAAGAGAGUGACCUGCAACUGACAUUGAGCAUAGCAUGUGGAACAGACGAGAAGAGAUCGAAGAAUUUCUGAGGAUGCAUGCAUUCAUGCU
Messenger RNA from Zingiber officinale, 776 nucleotides. RefSeq lists its product as uncharacterized. The record is from RefSeq and is a predicted model, not a curated record. The coding region runs from base 302 to 757 and encodes 151 amino acids. NCBI's taxonomy places the organism in Eukaryota, Viridiplantae, Streptophyta, Magnoliopsida, Zingiberales, Zingiberaceae. The transcript is spliced from 3 exons.